Aplysia californica (California sea hare) is the source of this 2629-nucleotide messenger RNA. RefSeq lists its product as uncharacterized. NCBI's taxonomy places the organism in Eukaryota, Metazoa, Mollusca, Gastropoda, Aplysiida, Aplysiidae. The record is from RefSeq and is a predicted model, not a curated record.
ACCUGCGCCUCAGAUGUAUCGGAAGUGGACGAAUUUGCGCUGGCGUGGAAGUCUGAUCAAUGGGGGUUCGGUAACUGUUCUGCAAAUGGUGAAGAGCAGCUUUUCAGCUUUGAGAAAAAGCUCCUGGCAAGCAAACAAUUAUUGUGCCGACCAGCGCUGCCUUCCCUGACCCCAACCUACGCCAAGACGCCGGUGGAGCAAACAUACGUCAGCUUGGCAACUCUGCUCAUUUGACGACAGCAGAUUCGACUACCGCGGCAGAAGACAAAAUGGGAGCCGGGCCCGUGAUAGGGGGCGUGGUUGGGGCACUCGUGCUUGUUGGUUUGGUGCUCACGGCUUUGGCCUUCUUCAGGACGAGGCGAGGGUCAAAUCCUUCGCUUUGCUCCCCUGCCCUGACAAAGUUACUGGAGUGUACACUUGGCGAGGCUGGUGCUGGGAACACACAACUUGCAGACGUCACCGCCGAACCUAACCGUCAUCAAAACACCCACAAUAUCCAUUUGAGGCCCAGAGAAACUGCUGGAGAUAAUACACGUUCCAACUCAUUUGUUCCUUUGCAUAAACGGGUUGGAAAUAAAUCGUGUCAGAGACAAAAUCAUCACAGUUUUGAAGUUCAUAAAGACUGCAUACAUACAGAGUGUCAUCAGUUUGACCAUGAAAGUACUGAGCUUGACGAGAAGUUCAGAGAAACAUUGUCUCUUGAUGAUACUUCCCCUCAUUAUUCCCUACCGAGCUACCUUAGAUCAGAUUAUCGCCCGCAAUCAUCACUUGCGGAGGAUAUUUCAGAUUUGCAACUUUCUACAGGUGAUAGCUCUUCAGAUCUUACUCAUUUUCGAGUAGAAGCUAUUAUUCCUCCAAGACCAUUCAGAAGCAAAGGUCCUCGUUCUCGCGUGUUCUACCAGACUGAUAUUAAUGAUUUCCCUCCUCAUACGCGACAACAACCAAAGAACUCCGAGCAGGAAGAGCAAGUAGAUUCCGGUCUGUGGCAUGGAGUUGCCGUUCGGACAAGUGUUCACCCACAAAACAGUAAUCAAACGAGAUUCUUCGAUGAAGCUGAUCCACAGUCUCAAGAUAUUAGACCAAGUGCGUACAUUUCUCCGGCCUGUGCCGAGUCUGACCCCGAUUCUACUCGGAUUAAAUUUCUUCAAGAUACGUGUGAGCCAGAAUAUCCUUCAUCUGGAUUUUACUCUAUAGGUGACUAUCACAGAUCCUACAGUUUGGACAGUCAGCAUUCGCGGGUCGGGAAUAUUCCUAGCGAAGAAAACGAUUGUAUCAGUGUCAACACUGCUCUCCUGGAUGAAGAAUUCGCGAAGAUCAAUCAACUCUACGAGGCGAAGACUGCACAACCUAUACCAUCAACGUCAUGUUCGAACAGCCGAGAAUGCAUCAGCCUUGAUAGGAUAUCUGUUUAAUCUAAUUAAUUAUGUGAACCUCACUUAACCUGUUGCUAUCAUAUUAUUGUUGAGCCUUUGACUCCACUGGUACGGUAUGCAGACAUUGCAAUUCCGUCAAACUGAAAGCUCAACCUUGUGUGUUAUGUUGUCAUUGUACAUUGGCAUGGUAUUGAACGUCCUGGUUAUCACCAAAUUCUGUUGUUGACUGAAGCCACGACACAGCUUCCUACUUUUAUUGGCUGUAUCGUGUAUGGUUAUCAGCAAGAGUACAUUUUCGUUAUGUUUUUUUUUAUACUUAACACUUUUCCAGGACAAUUUAUGUUCACAUACUGGAUCCAGUGAGAGGCGCGAUUUUUAAAACAUUACCGACCAAGAUGGAAUGAAGUGGAUCUAAAGCCGUAACCCCUUCACUGCCAGGUCCGAGACUUGAAAGGUGGAGCAAGUCUGGGAGUAAACGUGCAUGCCUGCGUUUCAUGAACCUCAGUUUAUAGGUAUGGGGUUGUGUGAGGUGCACGAUGUUGAUUUGUUUCAAUUUGUAGUCUAACCAAAGGCCCAAGACAGUCCCGGACAAGGCAGUGAAGGAGUUUAACUUACCUCUUCAAACAAGUUUGGGCAGAAGUACUGGUAUGUUUGUUUCAGGGAAUAGAAUAAUAAAUAAAACGUCCCCAUUAGGGCCGGCGUCAACAUAAAUAUUAAAGCUGACAUAGCUGAAGACGCGUAUUAUCGGAAUGAAGUAUCUCAUAUACAUUAAUGAUGUUCUUUAGUUCCUGACUCUUUAAUUGGUCUUACAGGCAAUGUCAUGGACCGAGUGUAUUGUCAUUAAUUGAAAUUCGCAGGACACAACACAAAAUUAAGAUGUGCGUGUAUUAAUUUAGAUGUAUAGACCGUGAUUUGUGUGUGUGUGGAUGUGUGUGUGUGUGUAUGUGUGUGUGUGUGUGUGUGUGUGUGUGUGUGUGUGUGUGCUCUCGCGCAUCUGCGGGUGAAUGGAAGUGUGGCUAUGUGUAAUACAUGUAGUAUGUGUACGAGUGUGUGCGUGCACGCGAACGAAUGUAUGCUCGUGAGAAGAGGAAGUAAUGUAAGACCCCCCCCCCCCAAACAACACCAACAACAAAAACAACAACAAACGUUGGAAGAAACAUUACACCGUAAUAAAAAUGCUGAAAUACCAAGAACUCGUCUUCAAAUUUGACAUUUUAUUUCAAUCAUAAGAACAACCGGUCAUAGAAUCAAUACAU